AUGGAAAAAGCUGGACUUGGCCACACGCAGUACUUCAUUCAGUCGCCCGAGGACGAACAGAGAGCACUGAGGGAUGGAUGGGCCGGUCCACGACUUGACCAGUUCCGGAGGAAAGAGCGCAACCUACCCCUGGAUGGUGUUUUUGACUCACAAGCUGGAAUAGUUCAAGCUGACCUGGCAUGUAACUAUGCACUACGUCUGGUUGAAGCUGCUGGUGCUAUUACAUUCUUUGGGGAAGGAAGAGGCGAGUUCUUGACAUUCAUUCGUGAUGAGAAAGACAACCACCAAAUCAAGGGGAUCAUCACCAGAGACCAACAAAGACAUCACGCAGACCUUGUAAUCAUUGCGGCAGGGGCACAUUCGCACCAGAUUGUGCCAGAACUUCAAUCCUUCUUGACAGCUACGGCCGGAAACUUUGUCUACAUCAAGGUGCCCCAAGAACUAAAGCAUCGUUUCGAAGCCAAAGUUUUCCCGCCCUGGACGUGGAACUACACAGGGGCGUCUGAUGGUGGUGGACUUGGUGGUUUCCCACUUGAUCGUAAGUUUCUCCUGUACCUCGUUGCGUUUGUGACCCUACGCAAGUAA
Messenger RNA from Clonostachys byssicola, 585 nucleotides. Lineage: Eukaryota; Fungi; Ascomycota; Sordariomycetes; Hypocreales; Bionectriaceae. The record is from the annotation of a GenBank genome assembly.